This is a messenger RNA of Thalassophryne amazonica, 1913 nucleotides long. Its product is annotated as glucosidase 2 subunit beta-like. Bases 103 to 1389 code for a protein of 428 amino acids. Gene Ontology annotation, biological process: N-glycan processing; liver development. NCBI's taxonomy places the organism in Eukaryota, Metazoa, Chordata, Actinopteri, Batrachoidiformes, Batrachoididae. The record is from RefSeq and is a predicted model, not a curated record. Gene Ontology annotation, cellular component: glucosidase II complex. Gene Ontology annotation, molecular function: protein binding. The transcript has 14 exons.
UUGGAAUGAUCAUGCGCCGAUGUCUCUGUGGUUUGUUUGAAACGUACUUCAGCGGGAUUUUGUUCGACAGAAGAGAGUCCGUUUGCAUUUUUGAGCGCUGUCAUGCGUUUUUGUGUUAUCUUCGGCGCUGUCUUGUGGUUCAGUUUGUUAGACGCGCGGAAAAUAAGAGGCAUAUCGUCGUCCUACAAGCGUUUCUACAAGGAGAGGAGGUCAUUCCUUUGCAUUGAUGGGUCCAAAGUCAUCCCUUUUGAGCAGGUGAACGAUGAUUACUGCGACUGUGAAGAUGGUUCUGAUGAACCAGGCACGUCAGCCUGUCCCCGUGGCCGAUUCUACUGCACCAAUUUGGGUUUCCGCCCACACUACAUCCCAUCAUCGCGAGUAAAUGAUGGAAUCUGCGAUUGCUGUGAUGCUUCAGAUGAGUACAACAGCCACGCUCGUUGCCAGAGCACCUGCUGGAAUCUGGGGCAGAGAGAGAGGGCGUAUGUGGAGGGCCAAAUGAGGACCUUGGACGAGGGUUUGAGACUCAAGCAGCAGAUGAUUGAGGAAGGGGUGCUGCUUUGGAGGGAGAAACAGGCCCAGCUCAGAAAACUCCAGCAGGUUGCUGAAGACCUCCAGAUCAGAUUAGAAGAGCACAGGAGAAGAGAGCAUGAGGCCAAAAGAUUCAAACAGCAAAGAUUAAAGCCACCAGCAGCGGGGGACAGCGGUCUGGAACGUCAGCACAACACUGUCACCAGCUUUUUCCAGUUACUGAACAACAAUAAAGAUGGCAGUAUAACAGUGGAUGAAGUCUGGUCGAAAGUGGCGCUUAUUCAGGAUGAAGAGCAGGUUCUUUCUCAGGCUGAGGGACUGAUCAAAGGGACACCUGGUGCACAGGGCAGCCUCGCAGGUGAAGAGCCACACUUAAGGACAGCUGACAGAGCUGCAGAGUGGGAGGCCACCAAUCUGAAGAAGGUCGAAGAAGCCUAUGAGACAGUCAACAUGGAAAUAAGUGAUCUACGGAAGAAGCUGGCGAUAGACUACGGAACCGAUUGGGAGUUUCUGUUCCUGAACAGUCAGUGUUAUCAGCUGAAAGUAUAUGAGUAUACAUAUACGCUGUGUCCUUUCAAUGAAGUCACCCAAAGAAAUGCAGCAGGAACAGAUGUUUCUUUAGGGAAGUGGGGGAUGUGGGCGGGAUCAUCGCAAAACCACUAUAGCAAGAUGAUAUAUGAAAAUGGAGAACCCUGCUGGCAAGGUGGUUCACGUGCUACAACGGUGACAUUCCAAUGUGGAACGGAGACCAGCCUGCGAUCGGUGAAGGAACCCGCUAAAUGCCAGUAUGUCAUGGACUUCCAAACUCCUGUCGCUUGCCAACCUGUGCUGAAGCAGCAGCGUCUACACAGUGAACUGUGAGCACUUGUGACCUUGAUGGUCAGGUUGGGCGGCGAGGGUUCUUGCUCUUGCUUUUGACCAGAUGUUUGAUUUCAUACGUAGUCACGGUGACAGCAUCCGAAACAGAAACAGAAUCCGAAUCACCUUUAUUGUCAUUGCACAGCAAUCAACACAGCGAAAUUUGCUUGUGCAUCCUCAAAAACAAUGACCAAUAAAAGUACCAUACACACAUUUUGCUGUGUUUUUCAAAUAUUGGUGAUGUUAUAGCAGACAGUUGACAACUGUGAGACUUUUCAGAGGUAGCUAGGAAAUAGAAUCAGUCCUGCAUCUCAUUUGGUCCUGUCCAAAGGGUGUUCCAAGAAAUACCUCAAUCUAACUUGCCAGUAAACACUUGCACAUCAUUUUAGUCCCUCACUGUAAAUGAAAUGCUUGUGUGUCCAUUUUUGGAAUUGUGUGAAGAAAACUGAGAGGAAAAAGUGCUUAUGGGCUCUGAAAAUGUAGAAAAUUUUGUUCAACAUUUUGAAUUAAAACUGAAAGUGGACACU